Molecule: messenger RNA, 1450 nt
Organism: Ictalurus furcatus (blue catfish)
Lineage: Eukaryota; Metazoa; Chordata; Actinopteri; Siluriformes; Ictaluridae
Exons: 5
Coding region: 20-583 (187 amino acids)
Source: RefSeq, a predicted model, not a curated record
AUUCUACUGGUUCAUCCACAUGAAGCGACGAUCUUUUCAUCAAUCACUGAGCAGUCAGGCUGUGGGUAUGGCCAGCGCACAGUAUGCAGUUCUGCUCCUGACUUUAGCUAUAGCAGUGCAGGAGUGUAAUGGGAUACCACAAAGAACCAGGUGCACUUCACAACCACCAUGUUUUGACCUACUAAUUGUCGAGAGAAUGGCCCAGCGUGUCAGCAAGGAUGUGCCAGGUGCAGACAGUGACAACAUUUUAUUAAAGAGCAAAACGUAUGAUAAAAUUCGCCAAAAGAAGUACCUCCACAGUUGUGUCCUAGAAAAAAUAUUUGAAUUCUAUGAGAAUGUCCUAUCCAGUGACCAGUAUAUUCAAAACGAUGGUCUUGAACUGAUCUACACCUUGGACAGAGUGAGAAAUUGCACUUAUAAAGUGAAGAGAUGCGAGAUGUUGUAUCAAAAGGCUAACCACCAAGCCGACUUAGAGAUUGCCGAAUCGGAUAUGAGUGCACAGGAGGUGGCCAUCGUUCAGCUACAAAAACUUAACCACGCUAGUGAAAGAGUGAGUAUGAGAAUAGUCUUUGAUGGUUUGUAAGCUGGUACUAUUACGUAGAUGUCUUGUACUUUACUGUCAUUUCUAUACUGAUCCUACUCACUCAUGUUGCCCUCUCUCUCCCUCCCGCACCCCCCUUCUCUCUAACGCGCGCACACACACACACACACACACACACACACACAGUUAAAUGACACAACCAUCCUAGAGACAGCCAUGGAUGAACUGAAGUCUCUUCAUCACUACAUCCCUGGAAGUGCCUUCCUAAAAACUAAUGGCUGAAUAACAUCCCAGUAGACUCCACAUCCAGACAUGUGAGCUUGUGAUUGAUGCCGUGCCUAGACAGGUCCAAAAAUCUAUAGUGAUGGUGACUAAUUGAAUGCAAUUAUACAUUCUAUAGAGCAUUUCUAUAUUGGAAAAUAUAUUUUUAAUAUGUGAGAUAUUUUUAAUAAAAUAAGCUUUUCUCUCUCUCUCUUUUUUUUUUUACAUGCCUUAACAUACAGUUGUAAUCAAAAUUAUUCAACCCCCAUUGCAAAUCAGGCUUAUUGUCACAAUUUACAGACUUUCAGUUGUUUGCAAUGAACAAAUCAAACAAAAGCAAUUGAAAUAGUUCAACACAACGAAUGCUUCAAGUGGUUUCCCCAAAUUCAACUAAAAAUGCAACUUAUAAUGAUUUCUCCAGUUUCAAAAUGAUUCAAGCCCCUGAAUAGAAUCGCUCACAACAGCACAAAUAUGCAAAACAGGCGGUGUCUCAAGCACACCUGAUACAACCAAUCAAGGGCUUCAUUAGUUACACCAGGUGUGCUUGAGCUGGAGCACAUGAAAUACAUGUCUUUGCAAUGGGGGUUGAAUCAUUUUGAUUGCAACUGUAUAUUCGUCUCUAAUUUAGUACAAUGCUUUUCACCAUUU